Molecule: messenger RNA, 1395 nt
Organism: Cyprinus carpio (common carp)
Lineage: Eukaryota; Metazoa; Chordata; Actinopteri; Cypriniformes; Cyprinidae
Gene: myct1b
Product: myc target 1b
Cellular component (GO): nucleoplasm
Source: RefSeq, a predicted model, not a curated record
CCUGAGAAAUACAGUGAACAGUUCCUGUGGGCUCGGAGUGAGAGUUUGCUGCAUGUUGACACGCUUCUGCUAACUAUUAUGGCUUCAAAUGAAACAAAUGGGAUUUGGGAAAUACUUAAACCUAUUGAUUUUGAGGAGCUCAUCCUGGCAUUCUGCUUGUCGAUAUUAAUUGGUCUGCUCAUCGGGAUCUUGAUUUUCCUCCUCCUUACAUGGAUGUCAAGACGGAGAGCUUCUGUCAGGAUCACCAGACGUCAAACCCCGUCGUCAGAAUCUAAAGGCUCACGUAAUCAGCACUGCCACCUCAGACACUACAAGAGUCACGGCUUCAACAAGAACAGUGAAUCUGCGGCAAGAGCGGUUUUGACCCUCCACAGACAGACCUCCGUAGACCCCAAUGAGCUGCUGGGUAGAAGCCCUAGCUUUCAGAAUUCCACUUUUCGGCCGCCACCAAAAAAGACUAAGAAGACCGGUGAUGAAACAGAGGAUGAUAACCAAGCUGAAUUACUUCCUAACAUAACAGAUCCAUUUAGUGCAGAACCAGCAGAGUCCUUCUGGCUGGGGAAGGGCAGUCUAAGAGGUUUCCUACCCAGACAGACUCCACCACCUGCUUAUGACAGUGUCAUCCAGAUCUUUCAAGAGUCCUGUACCUGACUGCACUGUGAUAAGACACAAAGGACUUGCAAAGGAUUGUACAUAAAUCCCAAAACAUGGAUAAAACAUGACAAAAGGGGGAAAAAAAUAAACGAAAGGCUUGUUCUGAUUUGACAGGGAUCCUGAUUUAACACUCAUCUGCAUUAUGGGUAACACUGUACAAUAAGGUGCCAUUAGUUAGUGUUAAUGCGUUACAUUUAUUAGUAUUCUUUAAUCUUUGUUAACGUUAGGUAAUUAAAACACCACUGUUCAUUGCUAGCUCAUGUCAGCUCAGCUUCAUUAAAAAAUAAUAAUAAAUACAAGAGAUAUGUCUGAUUUAUAUAAUUUACAGAUGCUUUUAUCCAAAGAAGUAAGCUGUUCGUCAAAGAGUCAACAAUAGUCAUGCUACACAAUGCCAAGUUUCUUAGACAAGUAGUUUAAUAUGUAUAUGUUGAAAUUAACAUUCACUAAGACUAAUAAUUGCUUUAAAAAUAUUUUUAUUGUUAGGUUAUGUUAUCUAAUUAAUGUUAACAAAUUGAACCUUAUUGUAAAGUGUAACCCUUUCAUGCAGUGGUGUAAAAGUGUUGAAUUGAAUUAUUUUUGUGUUUCUUAGGAUGAACCUGGUAAUUAAAAAUAACAGAUGCUUUAGUGCAUCUAAAUCUUUACGUUCUCUUGUCACUGUUGGUUUGGGGUGUUUAAUUAUUGAAUUGAAGCAGUGAAGUAAAGCAAAGCACAAAUAAAAGACUAACUAAUGCUGAAAAAAAA